UGUGGUCGUACCGUGAUGUCUCCAUUGCUCUGUAGCCACUGUUGCCUCUGGUCAUAUGACAACAGGGGAGAGCGGCUGCAGGAUAGUCUCUACAGUUUCUGCCUUACUUGGAGUACAAGGAAAAUGUCUGUGGCGAAGCUUGAGGAAUGUCGAGAGCAGAUUCGGAAAGCACUGGACAAUGCAGUGGACUUCUGGCUCAAAUACUCUCAUGACACUGUACACGGAGGCUUCUUCACUUGUAUUGGGAGGAAUGGGAAGGUUUAUGAUGAGCUGAAGUAUGUCUGGCUGCAGGGCAGACAGGUGUGGAUGUAUUGUCGCCUGUACCGAACCAUGGAUCGCUUCCGCAAGCCUGAAAUUCUUGAAGCAGCAAAAGCUGGAGGAGCAUUCCUCAGAAAGUUUGCCCGUGUCUCUAGCGGCAGCAGUGGCCAGUGGAAGUGUGCCUUCUGCCUAACAAGAGAUGGUAAAGCAGUCAAAAUCCAGAGGACUAUAUUCAGUGAGUGUUUCUACAUCAUGGCCAUGGAUGAACUGAGCAGGGUCGUUGGUGACAAGGAAAUGCAGCUGGAGGCUGAACAGAUGAUGGAGCAGUUGAUCCACUGGGUUCGGGUGGAUUCGUCAGGCCUGGGUCGGCCCCAGCUUCCAGGAGAUGUUCCCACCAACAGCAUGGCAGUUCCCAUGAUGCUGUUGUGUCUGGUGCGACAGCUAACUGAAGGCCGGGGUCAGGAGGUUGUUCAGAAGUACAAAGAGCUGGCUAGCUGGUGUGUACAUGAGAUUCUCCAACACAUCCAGAGAGAUGGCACAGCUAUUCUAGAGAGUGUGUCACUGGAGGGAGCAGAGCUGCCGGGUUGCCAUGGCCGAGUGCAGAACCCAGGCCAUGCCCUGGAAGCAGGCUGGUUCCUACUUCAGUUCAGUGCAGAGCAGGGGGACGAGGAGCUCCAGAGGACUGCCAUUAACAAGUUUGUGGAACUCCCUUAUCAGAAUGGCUGGGACAAAGAGCACGGCGGCCUCUUCUCUUUCCUGGAUGUGGAUGGUCACUGCCCCACACAGCUGGAGUGGAGUAUGAAGAUGUGGUGGCCCCACUGUGAGGCUCUUAUUGCCUUCCUGAUGGCCUACAGUCAAACCAAGAAGUCAGAGCUGCUGGAGAGAUUUUUCGAAGUUUAUGAAUACACCUUUGCCCAUUUUCCUGAUGGUGAGUGUGGCGAGUGGUUCGGCUAUUUGACACAAGAAGGGAAAGUGGCACUGGAUUUUAAAGGAGGCCCCUUUAAAGGGUGCUUCCACGUGCCUCGCUGCCUGUACAUGUGUGAGCGUAUUCUGGAUGAUCUGCUGGCAAACAAGGACUGAGCAGUCUGACAUGAAUGUUGUAAUUACCAGACUGAAUCUGAUUUGUCUGUUUACUGAAUCACACCACAAUAUAAUCAGGUUAUGAAGCAAAUUGCACUAAUUUUUAACAAGGCAUUGCUGUAAAGGUUGUUUAAUCCCAUCACAAACAUCCAGUCACUGAGAGGCUCAUAAAAUCUCUUGAGAAGCUAUAUUACAACAACAACAACAACAACAACAACAACAACAACAACAACAAAAGCUUCUUUAUAUAUUUAGUUUGUAUUGACAUUAAUGUAAGGUACCUUUCUUGGGUCAGACUGUUUGUACUUUGCACCUGUCUGACAUCUUGUUUUUAAAUGUACAUUCCUGUGUCAGGGCUAAUACUCAUUCAGGCUCAUGCUGACAUCUACAGGCAGUUUAGAUUUCCCUCUUCACCUGGCUGCAUGCCUGCAGAAACAGACACAGGGAGAACCUUAAAACUCCAUACUAAAACAAUUGAGCAUGCUGGAUUGAUAUCCAACCCAGGGGCUUUCUUCUGUAAAGCAACAUUGUUAACCACUGAGGCACCAUCCUGCUUUCAUCAUACAUGAAACAUUAACACCAAAAAAAUCACUUUUGUAAAGAUGUGCCUUCUUCAUGCACUCUUGAGCCAGCUUUGAAGACUUUUUAAGGAACAUGUAUUUUUUUUUACAUCCUAUUCAUUCCAGUUUGUACUUUGCUCAAAGCAUGCAAACAGCUAUUCAGACAUACUGGGGAAUCAUAGUGUAUGUUAAAGAAAGAUGCUAGAGUAUAUUAGUACUAGUGACAUGCUUCUGUUUUGUAUACUUACAGGCCAAUAAAUGCAAUGUACUAUAUUGAAAUAUUACAAAAUUAAAUAUUAAAUGUGCAAUGUCAUGUAUGCAAAUUA
Molecule: messenger RNA, 2224 nt
Organism: Epinephelus fuscoguttatus (brown-marbled grouper)
Lineage: Eukaryota; Metazoa; Chordata; Actinopteri; Perciformes; Serranidae
Product: renin binding protein
Exons: 12
Coding region: 16-1338 (440 amino acids)
Biological process (GO): N-acetylglucosamine metabolic process; carbohydrate metabolic process; N-acetylmannosamine metabolic process
Molecular function (GO): peptidase inhibitor activity; N-acylglucosamine 2-epimerase activity
Source: RefSeq, a predicted model, not a curated record